AUUUUAGAGUAAUCUGGAAGCCGGAUGCUGCUUAAACUAUUUAAACCACGGGUUCUCAGCCGCAACACUGUGGCCUUUCUGGGCAGGGAGGAGCCCAUGGCUGGACCCACCACCCAUGUUGCCCCCAUGCUGUUCCUUGCCCUCCUGGUGCUCCUGGAGCUGAGCCUGGCGGGCUCCCUGGGACCUGGAACGCCUGCUCGGAACCUCCCUGAGAAGCACAUCAACCUCCCAGGCCCAGCACUGUGGACGUCUCGGGCCAGCCACCACCCCCGGCGGGGCCUGGGCAAGAAAGAGCGCGGCCCCGGCAUGCCUGGCCAGGCCCAGGGCGGGGCUGCGGUCAUGGCCACAAGGCAGGCCCCCAGGCUGCCAGGGACAGGGGCCCUGCUGCCUGGGAAGAGUCCUGCAGGCCUGCUACAGGACAAGAAUCUGCUCUUGGGACUGGCGCUGCCCUACCCUGAGAAGGAGAACCGGUCUCCAGGGUCAGAGAGAGUGAAGAAACGUGGCAGGGAGCACAAGAGACGCAGGGAGAGGUUGAAACUGCACAGAGGCCAAGGCAUGGUCCGAGGUCCCAGCUCCCUGAUGAAGAAAGUGGAGUUCUCUGAAGACCAUGCACUGGACGCCGUGAUGGAGGACUCCUCCACAAGCCUGGCCCCCACCAUACUCUACCUCACCACCUUUGAGGCAGCACCGGCCACGAAAGAGUCCCUGGUCCUGCCCGUCACAUCUCUGUGGCCCCAGGCUCAGCCAAAGCCUGACGGGGAGGUGAUGCCCACGCUGGACAUGGCUUUGUUUGAUUGGACUGAUUAUGAAGACUUAAAACCUGAGGUCUGGCCCUCUGCAAAAAAGAAAGAGAAGAGCCUGGGUAAACUCACCAGUGAUGGUAACGAAACAUCACCAGCCGAAGGGGAACCAUGCGACCAUCACCAAGACUGCGUGCCAGGGACCUGCUGCGACCUGCGGGAGCAUCUCUGCACACCCCAUAACCGGGGCCUCAACAACAAAUGCUUCGACGACUGCAUGUGUGUGGAAGGCCUGCGCUGCUAUGCCAAGUUCCACCGGAACCGCAGGGUCACACGGAGGAAGGGACGCUGCGUGGAGCCCGAGACGGCCAACGGCGACCAGGGAUCCUUCAUCAAUGUGUAACUGCUGCCCCACGCAAGGCGCCUCCCUGCUGGCCUGGGGCCUGAGCGCCGAAGGUUUGGAGAAGCGGGCGAUUUGUUUAUAACUAGCAGUGGGAGAGCAAAUGGGAGACCAGAAGACAGGCUGUAAGCCCAGGACACUAACCCCCCCGGAAGGUCGCUCCGGGGAACUGCCUGCCCAGGACUCAGCACACCUGCACCCACCACCCCUCCCCCGGGGAACCCACACUACCUGCGCAUCCGUGUGCGGGGCUUCUCAGCGAUAGCAAUGUCAAGAGUGCCCUCUACUGUCCGACCGGAGCACUGCAACAGCUUCAAGUUUAAAAAUGAAGAGGUUUUUGAGCGGAAAAGGAAUGGAAACUCCUUGAGAAAUGGGGAACCCAAGGGCUGGAGGUGAAUACGGAAUACCUCUUAUGUACCAGGCACUGGGCUAGAUGCGUGGCAUACGUUAUCCCACUUAGUUAUCACAUAACCUAAUGUAAACAUUAUCACCAUUUACAGGUGAGGAAACUGAGGCACAGUUCAGUCAUAUGACUUAUCCAGGGUCCCAUAUCAGCGCUUCUCAAACCUUAACCUGCGUAUGGAUUCCCCUGGGGUCUGGUGCAAGUGCAGAUUCCGACUUAGUCGAACGCGGGGCCUGCCUAUGCUGCUGGUCCCCGGACACCGCUGAGAGCACCCAGGCUCAGGGAGUACAGGUGGAGCUGGGUUCCGCACCUGGGCCAAGGCUGUGGGGCUCUACAGCUCACGUUCUUGAUCCUCCACAACUAAGGACUUAUCCCAGCCUCUCCAUGGCUUUCAGCGAGACAGACGUGCUCGCUGGUAGUUCCUUUUGCUGGAGUAAAAGCUGCAGUAGCUGACUGCUCUCUUCCUUCCCUGGACAAAGGUGUAUCGUCUUUAAAACCAAACCAAACCUGCAUUAGGCACCUGCUGGCUUGUAAGGCAUGAUGUGAGCAGAUGGGCCCCUGCCUGGGAACUGGCAUCCUGAGCUAAUGCGGGUUCCUUAGACUCCCAUGGCCCUGCUCACCCAGCCCUUGGACACCCACUUUGGAGUCGUCCUCACAGCUUCCACCUCAGGAGUCCUUUACCUUUUGUACUUAAUGCCCUUUGAAAACCUAACAUAAACAUGGACUCACUUUGUUUCAUCUUAGUAGUCCCAAGGCCUCCCAGAAGACCAUGUCAGGACCCCCACCCCACACGUCUGCUGCAGAGCCCACUGAGGAGUUGGGGUGCUGCUGAAGUCAAGGUGCCAUCUGAAGCUACCUGCCCCCCCCAGCAAACCCAUGAUGCCCACCCAGAAUGUCUCUCCCAACAGCUGGCUCUAGGGGCCACCUCCAGAGAGCCACUUGAAUCCCCCCCACCUGGCAUGCGGUGCAGGGCAAACCAGGUUGCAAAUGACAAAAGCCUUCCCCAUCCAAAUUCCUUGCAGCCUGGACACCUGCCUGAGGGAGGGACCACGCCCACAGGAUGCCAGGGCUGUUUACUCCCUUGGGAAAAUCAGUCGAGGUCAGGGGUCUGGCACCAAGGAAAGCAAGACGGAUCUGGGAGAAACCAAAUAUGCCUGCUCUUUUCUCCUAUUCAAGUUCAAUGGGCAUGGGGAUAUUGGGGGGUGGGGCCGGGGAACAGAGAGAUCAAAGCCGGCUCUUUGGAAAUCGAAUCCGCAGGCAGUUUUGUCUUUGAGAGCAGACAACGCCCAUGCUGUGUGUGCCUCACAGGGGUGGCUGAUUGGAGACUGUGAUGGAGUCCUAAGGGUGUGGCUGCGGGCAAGAAACCCAGCAUUGCUUAGGCCUGAGGGGCAGCAAUUAGAUGGCUCUGGACACCAGCAAUGGAAAACAAAAGGGCAGGGACAAAGCUGAGAGGACCCACAGAACUAUCACUGCCCACCAGGCGAGUUCCACGGUUGGAAGCCGGGGCCUGUCCACUUGCACUAGCUACCUCCAUUUGGCAUUUGCCACUGGGGGGUUGGCAUGGAAUCCUCUCAACUCCAGAGUUAGGGACUCCCAACCCCCCUCAGUGUUUCCUCCGGCAGGAAGUGUUUCCUUAGGUAGGAAGUGUUUCCUUCGGUCUAUUUUACAUUUCUUCUGCUGGUACAGAAGCCAAUUAAUUUUCUCUACUCCCGGGUUCGGCCAGCUUUACCAUGAAGGGCUAGAGAAAUAUCUUAGGCCAUGUUCCAAUAAAACUAUCUGUGGACCCUGAGGUUUGAAUUUCAUAUAGUUUUCACAUGUCACAAACUCUUACUCGGCUCUUGAUUUUCUAAAACACAUUUAAAAAUGUAAAAACCUCUCCUCUUAACUUGUAGACUACACAAAAAUAGGCAGUCGGUUGGAUUUGGCCCACAGGCCGUGGUUUGCAGCUCCCUGCUCCAGUCUGCUGGUCUCAACCUUGGCUGCACAUUAGAAUAAUCUGAGGAAUUUUUAAAGGCACUGAUGCUCAGGGGCCCACCUGCAAAGAUUCUGGUUUAAUUGGCCUGAGUUGUUUCUGGGCUUCAUGAGUUUUCAAAGCUCUCCAGGUGGCCCUAAUGUGCACCUGGGCCCAAGAGCAUCUUGUGACAAAAGGCCUGCUCCACCUCUCACCAUCUUCAUGACCUUAGAAAACUCCCUUAAGGUCUCUAUGCCUUGAUUUCUUCAUCUGUAAAACGGGGAUAGUAACUUCUUUCCUAGGGGAAUUGUGAGAAGUAAUCGCAAAACCCUUAUACUGUGCUUCAGACAGUGCCCAGCACAUAAUAAGCCCCCAGUGUUAGCCAGUUUAUUUUCGAGGAUAAUUUUAGUAGGCGUUCCGUUCUUUGAUAAGGAUCCAUUGCAUAUUCAAAGAUCAUUUCUAAGUCACUGUUCAGGCGCCUUCCUCAAACGGUGUCCCCUGGAACACUGGGGCCCUGAGACGCUCCACGAGAAAGGAGUGGGGGUCCAAGAGGUUUGCAAAACUGCUCUGGACUCAGCCUGAGGCCGCAGAGCUGGAGGCGUGGGUGGCUUUGUGAUAACAGGUUCAUGGGUUUUUGAAAAUACA
Hipposideros armiger (great roundleaf bat) is the source of this 4139-nucleotide messenger RNA. It is a transcript of the gene DRAXIN, whose product is annotated as dorsal inhibitory axon guidance protein. Gene Ontology annotation, biological process: Wnt signaling pathway; forebrain development; dorsal spinal cord development. Gene Ontology annotation, cellular component: extracellular region. The record is from RefSeq and is a predicted model, not a curated record. Lineage: Eukaryota; Metazoa; Chordata; Mammalia; Chiroptera; Hipposideridae. The coding region runs from base 25 to 1143 and encodes 372 amino acids. The transcript is spliced from 7 exons.